This is a messenger RNA of Chenopodium quinoa (quinoa), 6507 nucleotides long. Its product is annotated as myosin-6-like. The record is from RefSeq and is a predicted model, not a curated record. The transcript is spliced from 43 exons. Gene Ontology annotation, molecular function: microfilament motor activity; actin filament binding; ATP binding. The coding region runs from base 841 to 5637 and encodes 1598 amino acids. Gene Ontology annotation, biological process: actin filament organization; vesicle transport along actin filament. Gene Ontology annotation, cellular component: myosin complex; vesicle; actin cytoskeleton. NCBI's taxonomy places the organism in Eukaryota, Viridiplantae, Streptophyta, Magnoliopsida, Caryophyllales, Amaranthaceae.
UGUAAUUGAUAGAAGGUAAAGCGUUAAAUAUGGAAGUUGAAUAAUUUGGGGGUAAAAUAAUAAAAUUAAAUGAGAAAAUAGGAAGAAUUAAAAGGGAAGAUAGAAAAUUAGGAAAAAAAUAUUUCAGAAAUUUGUAGGUUGGAGCAAUUCACGAAGUAUGGGAAGAUGAAUCCACACAACUGAUUAAUUAUGGGAGUAAAUGGAGGAGGCUGACUUUCAACUUUUCUUUGCCUAAAUCAGUUUUUUUUUUUUAUUUAUUUUUUAUUUAUUUAUUUUAUUUUAUUUUUCCCUUCUUAUGGCUGGGUUGGGCUUUGAAAAUAGGGGUCCUCAAAAUUUUGGAGCCUUGUGCUGAGGGGCUGUUUGCACAGGGCCUUAACCGGGCCUGUUAACGCCCCUAACAAAAAGUUGGAUAAUCAAAGCCGUAAAGGUUUUUCCAUGGCGAUACUCUUAACUAACUUCCUCCUAACUGCUACAAGAUCUUAACCUUCGAACAUUCGAAGGUGCACAUAAAAAUAACGGUUUGGAUUAUUAUAAGACAUACGAGCUAAUGAAUAUUGAAUAUGCAUCAAUGUAUCAUGCAUGGUUAUGGAGCAGCACUCCAAAAAUACCAAAAAAAAAAAUAAAUAAAUAAAAAUUCAUAACUUAAUACUGGGUCAAAAAUACCAAUUAAUUUAGGAAAUUAAUCUUCUCUUUCUUCAUUUGAUCAUCCAACAACUUUCUCUCUCCUCAACAUCACCGCUAAUUCACCUACAUUUUUUGUGAAUUUCAUCGGCAUUCAGGGAGAAAGAUGAAAUAAAAUUAAGUUUAAGGUCAGAUUAUGUGAUUUUAGUUUGAGGCGAAAUGGGGACUUUUCCAAAACAGGCCGCAAGUAUCAAUUAUGUGGUCGGAUCGCUUGUUUGGGUAGAGGACAAUGAGGAAGCAUGGUUAGAUGGAGAAGUUGUGGAAGUGAGUGGUGAAGAACUUACAGUAAAUUGUACAACAGGGAACACUGUUGUUGCUAAUGCAUCCAGGGUUCAUCCAAAGGAUCCCGAAGCACCUCCUUCUGGUGUAGAUGAUAUGACCAAACUGGCUUAUCUACAUGAGCCAGGGGUUCUUAAUAAUCUGAAAUGUCGUUAUGAUAUCAAUGAAAUUUAUACAUACACAGGAAAUAUACUGAUAGCUGUGAACCCUUUCCAAAGGCUACCUCACUUGUAUGAUAGUGAUAUGAAAGAGAAGUAUAGAGGGGCAUCUUUAGGUGAACUAAGCCCGCAUCCCUUUGCAAUUGCAGAUUCUGCAUACAGAAUGAUGUUACAGCAAGGAAUAAGUCAGUCAAUAUUGGUUAGCGGGGAGAGUGGAGCUGGGAAAACAGAAAGUACUAAAAGUCUUAUGCAAUUUCUAGCAUAUAUGGGAGGAAGAGCUAAUGCUGAGGGACGUACUGUUGAGCAGCAAGUUCUAGAGUCCAACCCAGUUCUGGAAGCAUUUGGUAAUGCUAAGACCGUGAGAAACAACAACUCAAGUCGUUUUGGCAAGUUUGUGGAGAUACAAUUUGAUCAAAGGGGGAGGAUUUCAGGAGCUGCUAUCAGAACUUAUCUACUAGAAAGAUCUCGUGUUUGUCAGGUGUCUGAUCCUGAAAGAAACUAUCACUGCUUCUACAUGCUGUGUGCUGCCCCAAAAGAGGAUGUCGAGAGGUUUAAGUUGGACAGUCCAAGAACUUUUCAUUAUCUCAAUCAAUCAAAUUGCUACGAGGUUGAUGUCAUAGAUGAUGCACAAGAGUACUUAACAACUAGAAGAGCCAUGGAUGUUGUUGGAAUUAGUUCUCAUGAGCAGGAUGCGAUAUUCAAAGUUGUGGCUGCAAUUCUCCAUCUAGGUAAUAUUGAAUUUGCAAAAGGGAGUGAUUCAGAUUCCUCUAAACCCAAAGAUGAAAAAUCUAGGUUUCAUCUGAGAACAGCCGCUGAGCUUUUCAUGUGUGACAAGAAGGCACUUGAGGAUUCUCUUUGCAAACGUGUGAUUUUUACUCGUGGUGAAUCGAUUACUAAGAAUUUGGAUCCAGAUGCUGCUACUGUCAGUAGAGAUGCCUUGGCCAAAAUUGUUUACUCCAGGUUGUUUGACUGGCUUGUCAACAAGAUAAAUAGUUCAAUUGGUCAGGAUCCUGAUUCAAAAUUUCUGAUUGGGGUUUUAGACAUUUACGGUUUCGAGACAUUCAAGACCAACAGCUUUGAGCAGUUCUGUAUUAAUUUAACAAAUGAGAAGCUACAGCAACAUUUUAAUCAGCAUGUUUUUAAGAUGGAGCAAGAAGAAUACACUAGAGAAGAAAUUGAUUGGAGCUAUAUUGAGUUUGUUGACAACCAGGAUGUUCUUGAUCUUAUUGAGAAGAAACCUGGUGGGAUUAUUGCUCUUCUGGACGAAGCCUGUAUGUUUCCUAGAUCAACACAUGAGACAUUUGCUGAAAAGCUGUACCAGACAUUCAGCAAUCAUAAACGCUUCAGCAAACCAAAGCUAUCCCGCACAGACUUCGUUAUUUCUCAUUAUGCUGGUGAGGUGACCUACCAAACCGAGUUUUUCUUGGAUAAGAACAAAGAUUAUGUUGUUCCAGAGCAUCAAGAACUUCUAAGUGCUUCCGAAUGUGCCUUUGUGGCAAGCUUGUUUCCACGUUUUCCUGAGGAGUCAGCUAAAUCUUCUAAGUUUUCCUCUAUAGGUACCAGCUUUAAGCACCAAUUGCAGUUACUGUUGGAGACACUUAGCGCAACAGAGCCACAUUAUAUCCGCUGUGUAAAGCCUAACAAUCUUCUUAAGCCGGCAAUAUUUGAGAACAGUAAUGUUCUGCAUCAACUUCGUUGUGGGGGGGUCAUGGAGGCUAUAAGAAUUAGCUGUGCUGGAUUCCCCACAAGAAAGCCAUUUCAUGAAUUUAUAAAUUGUUGUCGUAUUCUUGCUCCAGAAAUUAUGAAUGGCAGCUACGAUGAAGUCACUGCAUGUAGAAAGAUUUUAAAGAAAGUGCAGCUUGACGGAUAUCAGAUCGGUAUAAGUAAAGUGUUUCUCAGAGCAGGCCAGAUGGCUGAACUAGAUGCACUCAGGAAUGAGGUUUUAGGGCAAUCUGCUACCAAAAUUCAGAAGCAAAUCCGGACUUUUUUCUUCCACAGAUGGUUCAAACAAAUGCGGUUGUCUGCUAUACGUAUUCAAACCUUCUGCAGAGGACAAGUUGCUCGGUCUGUGUUUGAACACAAGAAGAAAGAAGCAGCAUGUCUGAGAAUCCAAAAGGAGUUGCGCAGGCAUCUUGCCAGGAAAUCUUACUUAGAGUUAUACUCUUCUGCUAUGACAAUUGAGAGAGGUAUGCGGAGCAUGGCUGCUCGUAGUGAGCUUCGUUUUCGAAGACAGACAAGGGCUGCAAUUAAAAUUCAGAGUCAUUGUAGAAGGUACAAAGCCCAAUACCAUUAUCGAAAGAUGAGGAAAGCAGCUAUUAUAACACAAUGUGCAUGGCGAGCUAAAAUGGCAAGAAGAGAAUUACGGAAACUUAAAAUGGCUGCAAAGGAGGCGGGUGCUUUGAAGGAAGCUAAGAAUAGAUUAGAAAAGGAAGUUGAAGAACUAACUUCCCGACUGCAGUUAGAGAAACGCAUGAGGGAUGAUCUUGAACAAUUGAAGAAUCAAGAAAAUGAAAAGCUACAACAGGCUUUGGAAAUUAUGGAGAAGCAAUUUCAAGAAACUAAGACAUUGCUUAUGAAGGAAUGUGAGGAAGCUGUGAAAAAAGCAGCUGACCAAGUCCCUAUUAUACAAGAAGUACCUGUUUAUGAUGAUGAACUGAUGAGUAAGCUUACUGUUGAAAAUGAACAACUCAAGGAAUGUGUAAGUUCACUAGAAAAGAAAAUUGACGAGACUGAGAAGAAAUAUGAGAAAAUAAGCAAGCUUAAUCAAGAAUCUGUUUCUAAUAAUGAAUUGAUAGAUAAACUUUCAGCAGAAAAUGAACACCUCCAGAGACUGGUGAUUUCAUUGGAAACAAAAAUCAAUGAAACUGAGAGGAAAUAUGCAGAAACGAGCAAGCAGAGUGAAGAUCCUGUUUUUGACAACGAGUCGAUAAAUAGACUUGCUGUGGAAAAUAAACAGCUAGAGGAAAUGGUUAGCUCAUUGGAAAAUAAAAUUGAUGAAACUCAGAAGAAAUAUGAGGAAACAAGCAAGCUAACUGAAGAGCUCGAGGGAGUGGUAAGCUCAUUGGAACAGAAAAUUGACGAAACUCAGAAAAAAUAUGAGGAAACAAGAAAGCUAAGUGAAGAGCGGUUAAAGCAGUCACAAGAAGCUGAGUCGAAGAUGAUUGGACUCAAAAUUGCAGUACACAGGCUGGAAGAGAAGAUAGCUUACAUGGAGACUGAGCGCAAGAGCAAAUUUUCAGAUUAUCCGUCAUUCAGUAAUGGUCAUGUGAAUGAACCCAACAAGGACUUGCCAAGUGGAACACCAAAGAAAGUUUUUGGCACCGAAUCUAUGAGGAAAUCACAUAUGGAGAGACAGCGUGAGCUUGCAGAUUCUCUUAUCAAAUGCGUAGCUGGAGAUGCUGGAUUUAGUCAGGGAAAACCAGUUGCUGCAGUUACAAUGUACAAGUGUCUGCUUCACUGGAAAACGUUUGAAGCUGAAAGGACAAAUGUUUUUGAUCGGCUUACCGAGUUGAUUAGUUCUGCAUUCCAGAAUUCAGAUAAUAAUAGUCAUCUGGCUUAUUGGCUGUCUAACACAACUACACUGUUGUUCUUGCUACAAAGAAGUUUCAAGGCAAAUAAAGAUUGGAAACCUCCUCAGCCUCCAACAUUUUUCGGGAGGAUGGCCCAAGGAUUUCGCGCCUCUCCUUCGUCUGCAAAUCUACAAAUUGAUAUAGUUCGCCCUGUCGAGGCCAAGCAACCAGCUUUGCUUUUCAAGCAACAGCUUACAGCUUAUGUCGAAAUGUUUUUUGCGAUCAUUCGAGAUAAUUUCAAGACAGAGUUGUCACCUGUACUUUCUGGUUCUAGACAGGUUCCAAAGACAUCAGAGAUAGCAGAAGAUCCAUUGGUUCACCAUUGGCAGGACGUCAUUGACUGCCUUGAUUCAUUUCUUAAUACACUGAAGGAAAAUCAUGUUCCUAAAGUAUAUGUACAAAAGAUCUUUAUACAGAUUUUUUCGUACAUCAACGUGCAACUUUUUAACAGUGUACUCCUGAAUCGUGAGUGUUGCACAUUCAGCAAUGGGGAGUAUGUCAAGGAUGGGUUGGACAAAUUGGAAGCAUGGUGUGGGGAAGCUACAGAUGAGUUUACAGGAUCAUCAUGGGAUGAACUUAAGCACAUAAGGCAAGCUGUUGGAUUUCUGGUUAUAAACCACAAGGGGAGGAUCUCCUUUGAAGAUCUUACAAGCGAUCUGUGCCCUCUAUUGAGUGUUAAGCAGCUAUAUAAAAUAUGUACAACAUACUGGGAUGAUGAUUAUAACACCACUAGUGUUUCUCCAGAUGUCAUUUUAAGCAUGAAGACAUCAAUGCCUGGAGAAAAUGAGGGUGAAAUGGACAGUGAUAAAGGCUGUUCAUUGCAUGAUAAUUCCAGCAUACCCCUUCCUGUUGAUGACCUAUCUCCUUCUCCGGAUGAGAGAGAUUUUGCUGGUGUGAAGCCACCACCUCUGUUACUUGAGAAUCCAGAUUUCCAGUUUCUACAGGAGUGAGGCUGAGAUGAUAAGUAUCUACAGCGCUUGUCUGCUUCACCUAAUGAGCUCAAACUAACCCAAGUGUAAAUUCAUCAUUCACACAUAAAGGUUGUCCCUUGUCCCAUUUUUCUUCUAAAGUAGUGCAACAUUCAUUUCCCUAGUUGUAAAUUUACUAUCACUAUGUGAUAUACAUAGAUUUAGGCUUCUCCUCAUCAUCAAUGAUUGUAUGGACCCGGGAUGUUUUGAUUUCUUCGACUCUGCCCCAAUAGUCGUCCAAAUUUUUUAUUUUUUGAUAGAAGUAGGAUACUUAUGUUCGAUGUAGCAUGGUGAGAGAAGUUGUGAUGAUCUUCCUCCCAUUCUUUGGUGUGGUAAUACAGAGAGGAAAUCUUUUCAGGUUUGUAUGUAUAGUUUUAUUGCAAGGUGUACCUCUAAUGAUUUGUAUGUACAGUUGUAUUCAAAGGUGCACAUCAAAAUCAAUGGAAAAAAUAUUCAUCAAUGCCAAAUCUUCUUGCAUUUCUGCAUUUCACUAAUAAUAGUUUUUGUAAAUUGGCUGAACUCUGAAUUUCUUACCUCCUUUUUGGAAGCAUUGUUUCAUCUAUGGAUUUUUAUUUUUACGUUCUGUUUGGAUAAAAGUGUAAGUGGAUACAAGUAUAAUAAAUUUUUUUUUUAAAAAUAAAAUAAAAUAACAGCCCAGUCCAGCUACCCUCCCAUGCGGUGGCGUCUCAUGUCGCCCCUCCCCCUACAAAAAACUUCAUUUGCAAAAAUCACAUAAGAAAUUGUCAUCGGGUAGUGCAGACAGUGCUAUACUGCUAUGACAGUGGAAAUACAGAAAGCAAUAAGAGCACUCAAGAAGUCAAGAUUAGUCGAGGAGGUAGUGUUAGUCCAACU